Puccinia graminis f. sp. tritici CRL 75-36-700-3 is the source of this 357-nucleotide messenger RNA. RefSeq lists its product as uncharacterized. The coding region runs from base 1 to 357 and encodes 118 amino acids. The transcript is spliced from 3 exons. The record is from RefSeq and is a predicted model, not a curated record. NCBI's taxonomy places the organism in Eukaryota, Fungi, Basidiomycota, Pucciniomycetes, Pucciniales, Pucciniaceae.
AUGGGUAAUGUCAGGCCGUCGUUGGCCGAUGAAAACCAGAUGUUUAUCUUGAUCCGAGUUGGAAGAGGGGCUUGUAUCCCCGGUUCUCCUACCUAUGAGGGAAGUAGUCUGUCUAGUGAAGAUUUUCAGAUCAUAAAAGUAGAUUCUGGGUUCUUCGACAGUAUCUUCGCGUCUGAGUAUCUACUGUGGCCGGGCUGUUUGCUACUUUCCUCCGAUCCCCCUCUCACCUUCGUCCUUCGGGACAAGGCCCCCCCCACUGAUCAUUCAGAGUAUGAAGAAAGUCUUAGGGGUUUGCCUCCCUCGGGAAAGCCAGCUAGGGUUACGUGCCCGUCCGACGACCUAUUCUGCUCAUUAUGA